Haliaeetus leucocephalus (bald eagle) is the source of this 3067-nucleotide messenger RNA. It is a transcript of the gene CSF3R, whose product is annotated as colony stimulating factor 3 receptor (granulocyte). Gene Ontology annotation, molecular function: granulocyte colony-stimulating factor binding; cytokine receptor activity. Lineage: Eukaryota; Metazoa; Chordata; Aves; Accipitriformes; Accipitridae. Bases 257 to 3040 code for a protein of 927 amino acids. The transcript is spliced from 17 exons. The record is from RefSeq and is a predicted model, not a curated record. Gene Ontology annotation, cellular component: external side of plasma membrane; signaling receptor complex; membrane. Gene Ontology annotation, biological process: cytokine-mediated signaling pathway.
AGGAACUAACGGUGAAAGCAGCAUGUUAGCAAACGGGCUGAGCACGGCGAGCUGCCGGGAGCCGGAGGCCGGCGCUCGGAGCAGGCGGUGAGCGGCGGCCGGACGCACCAGGCGUGGAGGAGAAGUAGAGAUGGAGGCGAGCUUAUCAGCUCUGCCGCCCCAAGCCCCAGCGCUAACCCUCCCUGAAACCGCAAAUCUCUGCCCGGCAGAGGCUGAAGAUACCUGAGAUAAAAUCAGCCGGUGCCCACAGCCAGGCAUGGGGCGUUGUGCCCCAGGAUCGGGUUGCGCGGGGCCGAGAGCCGGUGGGAGGCUGUGCCGGAGGGGCCCCCGCCAGAUCACCUCACCGGUGCGCUUUUCCACGCCGGCACCUGCAGCAGCGUGGGCUGCCAAGCGCGGGGGCGGAGGUGUCAGCGCUGCAGAAAGGCUUCGGGGGGAGAGGCUGCAUCUGACGGCAAAAGGACAUUUUGCUCCAGGAAGCGUCGGUGAUGCCAAAGCCACGGAGGAGACCAUGGCCAGGCGCGGUGCCGGGACACCCUUCCUGCUGCGGCUCUCCCUGCUCCUGCUCCUCCGGCCAGGCGGGACCCUGGGCUGUGCCUCGGUGGCCGUGGGCUCACCCGUUGUGCCCCUGGGUUCGGCCGUCACGGCGUCCUGCACCAUCCAGAGCGAGCUGUGCCGCGGCUUGGAGCAGGGGAAGGUCUGGAUCACCUGGAUGCUGGACAACGAGCCCGUGGCCGGGAGCCAGCACCGGGGCCCAGGGGGCACGGAGGUGUCCAACCUCACCCUGCCCCAGUUCAACCGCACGCAGGCCAAGCUGUGGUGCUGGGUGGAGUGGAACGGGACCAAGCAGCGCAUCGGCAUGGCCGAGAUCAGGGCGGGUUACCCACCUGCAAAGCCUUUCAACCUCAGCUGCAUCCUGGACCUCAGCAAUUACGGGCUGACGUGCCAGUGGGAGCAGGGAGCCGACAGCCACCUCCCCACCAGCGUUGCACUGAAGUGUGCUGGAAGCAGAGCCCAGGCGGUGACAGGCUGCACCCCACAAGGCGGCCGCAGCCGCUGCACGGUGCCACGCCGGCUGCUCCAGCUCUACCGGCAAAUGGAGAUCUGGGUGUCCGCCACAAAUGCCCUCGGCACAACCGAGUCAGAGCAUCUCUGCAUCGACCCCAUGGACGUCGCCAAGCUGGACCCCCCAGCCCUGCAGAGCAUCCAGUCCAUCCCCUUCCAGACCGACUGCGUCGCCCUGGCCUGGGAGGUGACGCGGAGCAACGCACACAUGGAGCUGCAGUGCGAGCUGCGCUACCGGGCACCAGAGGACCCUGCCUGGGCUGUGGUCACCGGCAUCGUCGGCCAGGCCGGCAAAAUGCAGCACUGUGGCUUCCUCUUCGGCACGCAGUACCGCUUCCAGAUGCGGUGCCGGCGGAGCUCGGCACAGGGCUACUGGAGCGAGUGGAGCCCGGGCAGGAACUACACCACCCACGAGAAAGCCCCCAUGGGGAAGCUGGACGCGUGGUGGAGCGCUCGGCCAGCCGGGGCAGGCGGGCGGCUGGAGGUGCAGCUGCGCUGGAAGGCUCCACGGCCGCGGGAGGCAAACGGGCGAGUGCUGGGGUACUGCGUCACCCUGAGCCCCAGGAAGAGGGGCAGGGACCCCCCCACUGUCUGCAACACCACCCACACCCAGUGCAACUUCUCCGCGCCAGCGGGGACCAGGAGGGUCUAUCUCUCAGCCUACAAUGCAGCCGGCGAGUCGGCACCAACCGAGGUCAUCCUCCUGGAGAGGAAAGGUCAGCCCCUGGCUGGGCUCCGGGCCGUGCCCAGGGGCGAGCGCAGCCUCUGGGUGUGCUGGGAGGCACCGCCGACCCCGGUGGCUGCCUACGUCCUGGAGUGGCAGCGGGUGUCCUCGGAGCCCGGUCGCUGCAGUGCUUGCUGGCAGAUGGAGCGUGACGGGGCUACCACCGCAGUCCUCAUCCGGGAUGGCAUUGAGCCUUUCCAGCGGUACAACAUCUCAGUGUACCCCCUCUAUAAAGACACCAUAGGGGUGCCCGUCCACACCGCAGCCUACUCCAAGCAGAAGGCACCAUCCUACGCCCCGAAGCUCUACCUGAAGAGCAUCAGCAAGUCUGACGCUGAGCUGUGCUGGGACCCAGUGCCGGUUGAGAUGCAGAACGGCUUUAUCACCAGCUACACCAUCUUCUGGGCCAACAGCACCGCAGAAGUGUCCAGUGCCACCGUGAACCCCUCUCUCAGCUCCUUUGUCAUCCGCAAGCUGAAGCCAUCAACCCUGUACAAAGUGCACAUCAUGGCAUCCACGGCCGCCGGCAGCACCAAUGGCACCAGCCUGACCCUGGUGACCAUGGUGCUAGAUGACAUCGAAAUCCAGUUCCUCUUCCUGACCCUGGGGCUGAUCUUUGUCUUGCUUAUACUUCUGCUCAUCUGCUUCCAGAAGAAUGGGCGGGUGAAGCAGCAGUUCUGGCCCAGCGUCCCCGACCCCGCCAACAGCAGCCUGGGCAAGUGGGUGCCGGCAGAGCUCCAGCAGGAGCCUCUGCAGCUCCCCGGCGUGAGGGAGCCCGGCCUGGCGACCAUUUCUACCGUCGCAGUGCUUGAAAGGGCGUCGGGGAAGCAGCCGUCCGCCUGGGGCAAGGAGCCCUCCGCCGAAACCGCCGGCACCUUCCCCGCCGUGCCCCAGCCCUACGUGCGGCAGGAGGGACCCGGCACACCGGGCCGCGGCCGGGCGGCAGCGGAGCCGUGCCAGGGCCUCGGCGGGAGCGGGGAAACCGUCCAGUACGCGCAGGUGGUGGGCGACGGGUACAAGGGCCAGCAGCACGCCCCGCCUCGCCUCUACCUGCGCUCCAACUCCACUCAGCCCCUGCUCCUCGACCCCAGCCCCAGCCCCAAGCCCUACGAGAACCUGUGGUUCCACGGGGCCCCCCCUCACGGCUGCCCCGGGGACGGGGCUUUCUCCGAGGAGCUGCCCGCCACCUUCCCCCUGCUGCAGGGCCUCCGCAUCGGCGGGGCCGAGGAGCUCCACGACUGCCGGGCGUUUUAGUGCCGGGGACCGGGGCAGCGGUAACGG